UGAUUUCUAUAUAUUUAAACUCACAAUCAUUAUAUUGAAGAGUAACAAAGUCGUUUCUCGGAAACCACGUUACAAAUUGAAGUCACGAAGAGCAGAUAUGGGAUCGAGUUCUCGUCGGUACGUGGUCUAAGAAUAUCGUGGAGUGGAUCGUUGAACCAGAGUUUCCUUUCUUCUUUCCACGAAGUGUCGAAGUACUCGGGAGAAAUAAAUCACAUACUUUCUCUGACAACGUUUCGGCUUGACAGUAUUCCGUAAACGAUGUCGGGCGACACCACAUCCGACGAUGAGGGAUCACAGGAGGAUCCACCACGUUACGACAUCGAUGAUUUGGAAAUCAUCAAGACUAUUGGCACAGGCACUUUCGGCAGAGUAGUUCUCUGCAGUCAUCAUGGAACGCCUCUUGCAUUAAAAAUCCUCUCCAUGGUCGACGUGAUCAGAUUGAAGCAAGUCGAGCACUUGCGCAAUGAAAUUACAAUUCUGAAGGAAGUUAAACACCCUUUCAUCGUCAAUAUGCUAUGGAACGGCAGAGACGAAGCCAGAGUGUAUAUGUUAUUGGAAUUCGUCGCCGGCGGAGAGCUCUUCUCUUACCUAAGAGCGGCCGGAAGAUUCGCAGGACCCACGAGUUGUUUCUACGCAGCCGAAAUAGUUUGCGCUCUAGAUUAUCUGCACAGCAAACAUAUAGUUUACAGAGACCUCAAGCCAGAGAAUCUUCUCCUUGAUAGUCAAGGCCAUCUCAAAAUCACCGAUUUCGGCUUCUCCAAAAAACUUACGGACAGAACAUGGACCUUGUGUGGAACGCCAGAAUAUUUGGCGCCGGAAAUAAUUCAAAGCAAAGGACACAAUAAAGCUGUAGACUGGUGGGCGUUAGGCGUUUUAAUUUACGAAAUGCUGGCGGGAUAUCCACCAUUCUUCGAUGAUAACCCUUUCGGGAUCUACGAGAAGAUUCUCAGCGGUAGGAUAGAAUGGCCAAAACACAUGGAUCCUAUCGCGAAGGAUCUGAUCAAGAAAUUAUUGAUCGCUGACAGAACGAAGAGAUUGGGAAAUAUGAGGCAGGGUGCUGAGGACGUGAAGAGGCAUCGAUGGUUUAAGCUAGUCGAAUGGUCCCUGGUGCCGCAAAGAGCCUUGACACCCCCGAUAAGGCCACGCGUGAAAACACCGGGGGAUGCGAGCUGCUUCGAUGAUUAUCCUGAAACUGACUGGCGUUCCCAACCACCUUUACCACCAGACCAACUAGCUUUAUUCCAAGAUUUUUGACAGCUAAUGUGACGACACCGUUGAAUAGUCACAAAUAUUUUCAAUAGAAAAACUCACUUUGUGGUAUAAAACAAUCACGAUCACAUUUC
Molecule: messenger RNA, 1343 nt
Organism: Atta colombica
Lineage: Eukaryota; Metazoa; Arthropoda; Insecta; Hymenoptera; Formicidae
Gene: Pka-C3
Product: cAMP-dependent protein kinase catalytic subunit PRKX
Exons: 5
Coding region: 259-1254 (331 amino acids)
Biological process (GO): protein phosphorylation
Molecular function (GO): protein serine/threonine kinase activity; ATP binding
Source: RefSeq, a predicted model, not a curated record